Molecule: messenger RNA, 999 nt
Organism: Hypoxylon trugodes
Lineage: Eukaryota; Fungi; Ascomycota; Sordariomycetes; Xylariales; Hypoxylaceae
Product: glutathione S-transferase
Exons: 3
Coding region: 271-945 (224 amino acids)
Source: RefSeq, a predicted model, not a curated record
CGUAUUCUUGUUGAUGUGCGAGUACCAGCGCGAGAUUCGCUGAAGCUAAUGGAUUAAUCGCCGAUUUAGGGAAUGAAACCGCCUAAAAUACCUAGGUACAGGCAGCUCAGGUAUAUCCACAGCUGUGCGGGGAUGCUGAAGCCAUACUGCUACAGCGCUUGGCUGCUACCUAUGACGCCGUCUCUUGUAAUGGAUAUAGUAAUGGAAAUAGAGCCCAAAUGAUGCAAUAAUCUCAAGAAAUCGAGUCGUACCACGGCUCUAUAAGCAACCAUGGCAAACACAACCAAGCCCCUAAUCCUGCACGCCCACGCCACAGGCCCAAACCCCUUCAAAAUCGCCGCGGCGCUCGAAUUCCUCCAAGUUCCCUACGUAGUAAAACUAUGGGAUUUCGGACCUGACCCAACGAAAGGUGUUAAGGGGGCCGCCUUCCUCGCUAUAAACGAAAAUGGGCGAGUCCCUGCGCUUGAGGACCCGAAUACCGGUGUCGUGUCUUGGGAAUCGGGUGCUUGUAUGAAUUAUGCUAGACGGGUGUAUGAUAAGGGGAAUGUGUUGGGGCCUAAGGGUGAUGGGGAGCAGGGGAGGGUCGAUUUUGAGAAGUGGGAGUACUUCCUUUUGACUACGCUGGGACCGAUGACGGGGCAGACGAAUUGGUAUAGGUACUAUAACGCAGUUCGAAACGACGACGCGCUGAAACGCUAUGUCGAGCAGACCGAGCGCUGCUAUAGCGUGUUAGAGGGGCAGCUGAAGAAAACUGGUGGGGAGAGUAUCCUACCAGGUGGAAUUACAGCGGUGGACUUGCACUUCGAGCCUUGGGUCCGACAGCACGCGUAUGCGCAAAUCAGUUUGGAUCCGUACCCGACAGUUAAGAAAUGGCUGGAGAAAAUGGGUAACUUGAAGGAGAUCCAGGACGCUUAUAAGAAAAUUAAGGAAGCGCCAAAACCGUAGAUCCGAAGUUUGUAUAAAUUGAGUAUUGCCAAUUUUGGCUAUUCAUUCAUAAGA